Messenger RNA from Chironomus riparius, 1486 nucleotides. The record is from the annotation of a GenBank genome assembly. Lineage: Eukaryota; Metazoa; Arthropoda; Insecta; Diptera; Chironomidae.
CAGUUUCAUUAAACAUUUCAAUCGAUUAAGUCGCAAAAGAGUUGGAUAGACUUACCAUUUGAAGUACAUGUGGAUCAUUGAUUUUAAUUGAGAUACAAUCUUGUAGGCGCUUAGCAUUAAAAAAUCAACACAUUAAACUCAACUGACAAAGAUGAAGAGUCGAGGGCUAAUCUCAUUAAUUAUCCUAAUAUCCAUCACAAUCCAGUCAGCUUUAACUCAAAACUUUUGCCGCACACCCGGCUACAAGAUGGGUCGAUGCUUACCAAUCUACAAUUGUGACUACCUCCUUAACAUAUUAAGAGCAAAACCGCUUACUCAACAGACAAUAAGAUUCCUUCAAAUGUCGCAAUGUGAUGCUGGAUGGCCAGUUGAAGAAAAUAUUCCGUACGUGUGCUGUGCCAGAAAUGAUGACUCGUUAAUUUUACAACCGACCACAGCAGAUGCACCACCGCAACCAUCAGCAUUAUUACCAAAAAUAUCAACACAAACGGCAAAUUUUGAUGACUAUGAAGAUGAAAAUACAGAUGACUCAAUCAGUUUCCAAAAUUCGACCGAUCUGUUGCCAAACGAGAGUGAUUGUGGACGGGAAUAUAUUGAGAAUCGAAUUUAUUCGGGACAAAACACAGACAGAGAAGAAUUUCCAUGGCUGGCAUUAUUCGAGUACAGAAAAUUUUCUGGUGAGGUUUCAAUAAACUGCGCUGGAAGUUUGAUAAGCAAGAAAUAUGUCUUGACUGCAAGUCAUUGCAUUACGGGUGAUAUAAUCGCAAGAAUCGGGAUGCUCUCAAACAUUAGACUUGGUGACUACGAUUUAAGAGAAGCUGAUGCAUGCAAUGAACGGAACUGCCAAAAUCCCUAUCGAUUCAACGCAAUAGAAGAAGUAAUACCUCACGAAAAUUACAAUCAACGAGCUAUUAAUCGUAGAAAUGACAUUGGAUUAGUGAGACUAAGAAAAGCAGUUAGGUUUAGUCGUAUGGUUCGCCCAAUUUGCUUGCCAGCUGCUGAUCUACCACCACUCAAGGCAGGUAAUACUGUCUAUAUAGUUGGUUUUGGAAGAACAUUGGCAGCAAGAAGAAGUACAAUCAAACAAAAAUUGGCAAUUCCAAUUUAUGAUCAUGAAAUUUGUAAGAGAAAAUUCUCAUCUAAGAAAGUUGUCAUUCAUGAUGAGCAACUGUGUGCUGGGGGAGAAUUCUCAAAAGACGCCUGCGACGGAGACAGCGGCGGUCCACUUCAAAGGUUCCACAACACAUGGAUAGUAGAAGGAAUUGUCUCAUUCGGUUACCUUUGUGGACUUGAAGACUGGCCAGCAAUCUACACAAAAGUGUCAUCAUACCGAUCGUGGAUUGAGGAUCACAUGCGACCUUGAAUUCAUUAAUUUAUCAGACUUAUUCUUGAGAAAUGUUACAAGUCAGCAUUUGUAUGGAUGCACUAAUCUCAUGGACAUUAUUAAUUUAAUAAAUAAAAGAGAAUCUCGUGAAAUACUCAGAAA